This is a messenger RNA of Parnassius mnemosyne (clouded apollo), 747 nucleotides long. The record is from the annotation of a GenBank genome assembly. NCBI's taxonomy places the organism in Eukaryota, Metazoa, Arthropoda, Insecta, Lepidoptera, Papilionidae.
AUGGCAGAUACAGCAGUAGCUUCCGAAACUCCCGCUCCGGCGACUCCGGCGAAAAAACCGAAGGCCGCCGCUACUGCAGCAGGUGGUGCAAAGAAGCCCAAGGCGAAACCCACUCAUCCGAAGACUUCCGAAAUGGUCACCAGCGCAAUUAAAGAGCUGAAAGAGCGCAGUGGAUCAUCUUUGCAAGCGAUAAAAAAAUAUAUUGCCGCUCAAUAUAAAGUCGACGCUGAAAAACUAGCUCCGUUCAUCAGAAAGUACCUGAAGAGCGCAGUCGAAUCGGGUGCGCUUAUACAGACAAAGGGCAAGGGGGCUUCCGGUUCCUUUAAGCUUGAAUCAAAAUCGUCCGCCUCUAAGAAACCGUCGACGGGUAAGAGCAGCGGUGGCGCAAAGAGCGGCGCGUCCGCCGCUAGCUCGGUGUCGGCGAAGGUGAAGAAGAGCACCGCCGCGGGUAAGGGUAAAAAGGCAGCAUCGGCAGCGACCGCAUCAUCACCGUCUAAGACAAAACCGUCUGCAGCUACCAAGGACAAGAAGGCGGCCGCCGCGAAAAAGAAGCCGGCAGCCGCAAGAAAAUCCGCAACCGCUGGCCAAAGCGGCGUUUCUAAGGCGAAAGGCGCCGCUUCGAAGGCGAAAAAGAGCGCCAAACCACCGACAAAGAAACCUAAGGCUCCAAAACCGAAGAAGGCGGCAACACCCAAAUCGAAGCCUUCCGCGGCGGCAUCGAAGAAGGCAGCCGCUUCUAAAAAGUAA